Molecule: messenger RNA, 2001 nt
Organism: Mycena indigotica
Lineage: Eukaryota; Fungi; Basidiomycota; Agaricomycetes; Agaricales; Mycenaceae
Exons: 6
Coding region: 1-2001 (666 amino acids)
Source: RefSeq, a predicted model, not a curated record
AUGCAAAGCGAGGUCUCUGGCCAUAUUGGCUCAAAAGGCAAUCGUUUCUGCCGCAAAUGCCAGGUCGGGGGGACUACUGCACACAAGGUGUCCGACUGCGGUUUCCAUGAACUGUUUGAGCCCGGCAUCCCUCGUACCAAGGAUUAUGUGUUAUCGGAGUUGCGCGCGCAGGUGGGUAUGGCCUGCAGCGGGAUAUCACGCAUGAAAUUAGCGGAGGAGCAGCGUCUCACCGGUGUCAAGGAUGCCUAUACACAGCAUUGGAUUACCGGCCUUAUUGAUCGUCAUGCACAGCUACGCGCGGCAGAUGUUGAGCGUUCCGUUGCAGCUAUCAAGGCCGAGUUGACCCAGUGGACAACGGAGAAUGACGAAAAAAUUUACAGUGCAUUCUUAACAACAAAGGGCUUUGAUCCAACUUACCGCGAUACACCAGUGGAGCUGCUGCAUACGAUCUUGCUCGGAGCAGUCAAGUAUGUAUGGCAUGUGUCACACACGUCCUGGUCGCAGGAAGCAAAGGAGACAUACUCUCUUCGAUUACAGGCUGCACAAACGGACGGUCUAUCAAUCCACGCAAUCCGUGCUGGCUAUAUCAUGCAGUAUGCCAACUCCCUGAUCGGCAAGCAGUUGAAGACAAUUGUACAAACUGGUGUGUUCCACGUAUAUGACCUGGUACCAGGAGACCAUCUCGCAGCGUGGCGAGCCCUUGGCGAGCUCUCAGCUUUACUCUGGGUUCCCGAAAUUCAAAACCCCAAUGAAUAUCAGAAUGAUCUCAAGCAGGCUGUUGCAAAUCUUCUGGAUGCUAUUGCCAUCAUUGACCCAUCAAAAAUCGUCACCAAGAUCAAAUAUCACCUUCUUUCCCAUGUUGCCGCUGACGCUGCAGCCUUUGGACCUCUCAUUGGCCUUGCAACUGAACUCUUCGAGAGUUUCAAUGCCGUAUUCCGCUACUGCUCUAUUUUUUCUAACCAUCUUGCUCCGAGUCGUGAUAUUGCAUUGCAACUCGGAGAUCAGGAAGGUCUUAAACAUCGACUAACCGGUGGACUAUGGCUUAGUGCUUCCACAAAACAGUGGGAGACUGCAGGUCCUGGUGAGAUUAUCUUCCCUGCACGGAUCCUGGAGAUUCUCUCUGGUGCCAGCCCAGGAGACAAUAUCAUUGUUGUUGAACGCUUUCAGUGCUCUUCCACCCGUGAUACGAUCUACGGAAUGCCCAUCCUUACCCGUCCAAAUGGCGAACAUGUUCUAACUAUUAUUCGGGCCACAGAUAUCAAAUACAACUUCAAUGCUCAGCAUGACUGCCAUGCUGCAGGAUGUGCACCGACCGGGGUCCGUCCCAUAAUGCAGGAGCGAGUUGAGUCCGAAAAAACAGAGCGGUUCAUUAUUCAUGCUGAUAUGGAUCGUUUCAUCGUCAACACUCAUGCAUUCCACAAUGCACAUCUUAUUCGAGCAACACUCUCUCGUGCGCUCUGGGAACCAACCCCACUCCUUGAAGAUCGUCAAGCAAAACACACUGAGCUUGCCUCUCAACUACGUGCAAAGAAGUCAAAAGGUGCUACAGCUGCUAGCACCGGGGGGACUGAUGUUCCUGACAACACCCAACACAAUUCGAAACCAGGGCUAGGCCGUGGCCGUGGUCAAGGCCGUGGUCGGGGCCGCUCAAGAACAGGAACGGGAAUGGCGGCGAGAAGUGCAAAUGGUGCAUCCAGUAGCAAGCGGCGGCGCUCAAUAUCCUCUCAUGAAGAUGCACCACCUCAUAAACGCGGCAGACCAAGGAAGAGCCAGCCCCGAAUUGUUCUCCCCGCGGUUUCUAUUGCCAUCACAGGCAACACAAGUCUAGCUGCUGGCAGAACAAGGAGGGAGAUCACACGGACGGCACGUGCUGUUGCCUCUGAAGCGCAGGAGGCGGAAUUUGGAUCAGAUGAAGAUGAGCUGGACUCAGAUAACUCAGGUACCACAGACUCAGACUCGGAGCAGGAUUUGAGUCCAGGUGAGGAGUUGGAGGAUGAGUAG